Molecule: messenger RNA, 6994 nt
Organism: Thunnus maccoyii (southern bluefin tuna)
Lineage: Eukaryota; Metazoa; Chordata; Actinopteri; Scombriformes; Scombridae
Product: CCR4-NOT transcription complex subunit 3-like
Exons: 19
Coding region: 195-3026 (943 amino acids)
Biological process (GO): regulation of stem cell population maintenance; regulation of DNA-templated transcription; nuclear-transcribed mRNA poly(A) tail shortening
Cellular component (GO): nucleus; P-body; CCR4-NOT core complex
Source: RefSeq, a predicted model, not a curated record
AGGUGUUCCUGGUAGCCAUCUUGGAUGUGCGGACUGAUUGUUUAGCGAGAAGAAUUGACAAUUUUUUUUUUUGAAAAACAGCCUUUAUACUGAAUCACUGAAGAUUUACCGGAGUGCGGCCACCGAGGAAAGAAAUCGUAACUCGGAAAAAUCCAGUGAAAGAAGGCAUGAAGACAUCAUCCUAGUCAUCAGUCAUGGCCGAUAAAAGGAAACUUCAAGGUGAAAUAGAUCGAUGUCUGAAAAAAGUAGCGGAAGGUGUUGAACAGUUUGAAGAUAUUUGGCAAAAGCUUCACAAUGCAGCCAACGCCAACCAGAAGGAGAAGUAUGAAGCAGACCUCAAGAAAGAGAUUAAAAAGCUACAGCGUCUUCGAGACCAGAUCAAGACGUGGGUGGCAUCCAACGAGAUCAAAGACAAAAGGCAGCUAGUAGAGAACCGCAAACUCAUAGAAACGCAAAUGGAGCGGUUCAAGAUAGUGGAAAGAGAAACCAAGACGAAAGCGUAUUCAAAAGAAGGACUGGGACUGGCCCAGAAGGUGGACCCGGCUCAGAGGGAGAAGGAGGAGGUCGGCACGUGGCUAACGAAUACGAUAGACACCUUGAACAUGCAGGUGGACCAGUUCGAGAGCGAAGUGGAGUCUCUGUCGGUCCAGACGAGAAAAAAGAAAGGAGACAAGGAGAAACAGGACCGGAUCGAGGAGUUAAAGAAGUUCAUCGAGAAGCAUCGAUACCACAUCCGGAUGCUGGAGACCAUACUGAGGAUGCUGGACAACGACUCAGUGCAGGUGGACGCCAUCAGGAAGAUCAAGGAUGAUGUGGAGUACUAUCUAGACUCCUCACAGGAUCCGGACUUCGAGGAGAAUGAGUUCCUAUACGACGACCUGGAUCUGGAGGACAUCCCUCAGACACUGGUCGCCACCUCGCCACCAGGACACUCGCACUUGGAGGACGAAAUCUUCCAACACUCCAGCAGCACACCCACCUCCACCACCUCAUCCUCACCCAUCCCCCCCUCACCUGCCACUUGCACUACGGAGAACUCAGAAGAUGACAAGAAGAGGGGACGUUCAACAGACAGUGAAGUUAGUCAGUCACCUGUGAAGAACGGCAACCCCUCUUCCUCUCUAUCCUCUUCCUCCUCCUCCUCUUCCUCCUCCUCCUCCUCCUCCUCCUCCUCCUCUUCCUCCGUCUCGGGACUGACCUCUUCCUCAUUGGUCUCUAUGGCGACCAUCGCCGGUGGUGGAAGCUGCGGCUCCGGGGGCAACAGUCAUCUAGGCAGCUUGGGGGGUCUCCUCUCCAACACUUCGGCCGGCAGCUACAGCAACGCGACCCAGCAGCAGCCGCACCCGUCAGCGCAGCAGCAGCAGCAGCAGCAGCAGCAGCAGCAGCAGCAGGCCAAAAACUCAGUUAGCUCCUCCUCCUCUUCCUCCUCUUCCUCCUCCUCAGCUCCUAUCACCAACCCCAGCAGCUCGACCAACAGUCACCCCGUCUCCUCGGCCUCCUCUCCCCCCAACGCCAGCACACAGGGGCUCUUCACUUCAAACUCCCAGCCUCAGGCUCCGUCGGGGCCCACGCCCACUUCCAACAGCCUGGGCCUCAGCUUGGGCCUCUCCCUGGGGAAAAGCGCCAUGUCCAGCUCCAUCACCACCAGCCCGAUGUCCGGAGGCCUCGGUUUGUCCCUGAGCACCAUGGCGGGCCUCCUGUCCGGCUCCACUCCGGCGCCCUACGCUCAGGCGGCGGCUUCAGGCGCGGUGGGCUCCAGUCUACUGGGCUCUCUGGGAGGCGUCAGCACCACGACGACCAACAGCGCGGUGGGGUCCAUCGGCAGCGGGAGCAUCACAGUCGGCGGGCCGACGUCAACCACGGGAGGUCUUCUGGGCCCGGCACCGGGGAUGACCGGUGUCGGCUCUGGGAUUCUGGGUUUGGGCUCCGGUCAGUCAGGGGUGCAGGGGUCUUCCUUGGUAGCGCCGAGCCCGGUAGGAGGUUUAGCGCCGGGAAGCGGCGUAGGAAUCAUCGGGAGCAACGGAGGCAGCUCGGGAUCAGCAGGGAGCGGAGUGCUGGGAGGAAACUCGUCGCUCUCGGUCAGGCCGCCGAGCCGACAGAAGCAGAACGGUAGCACUAGUUACAGCGCUGUGGUAGCAGACAGCACAACAGACUCCGCCCUCAACAGUGCCAGCCAAUCACAAAGCAGCCAACCCUCGUCUUUGACCUCGACAGCCAAUCAGCCUAAGGACACUGGUCCCAGUUUACUGGGCUCUAUGAGUUUGUCGUCCAGCUCUCCGUCGCCAGCUUCCUACAGCGAAGCCAAAACGGUGAGCGGCGGCAGCCUGCUGAACGGGCCGCUUUCCUACUCACAGUCCUCCGACAGCAUCAAGCCCCAGGAGCCUCUGAGCAGCCUGAAGUCCAUGGCCGAGCGAGCAGCACUCAGCUCAGGGAUGGAGGGAGACGUGCCCUCCCUGCACCUCACCCCAGACAUCUUCCCCAGUACUACGGCCCCGUCGGGCCCCCCGUCAGCACCUCAGCCCUCGCUGUCAGAGGUCAGCAUCCCCCCGUCGUUGGGGGUCUGCCCGCUGGGGCCGGUUCCCCUGUCCAAAGACCAGCUCUACCAACAGGCCAUGGAGGAGGCGGUGUGGACGCACAUGCCCCACCCGUCCGACUCCGAGAGGAUCAGGCAGUACCUGAUGAGGAACCCGUGCCCCACCCUGCCUUUCCACCACCAGGUGCCACCGCCCCACUCCGACACUGUAGAGUUUUACCAGAGGCUUUCCACAGAAACUCUCUUCUUCAUCUUUUACUACCUGGAGGGCACUAAGGCCCAGUAUCUGGCAGCCAAAGCCCUGAAGAAACAGUCAUGGAGGUUCCACACGAAAUACAUGAUGUGGUUUCAGAGGCACGAAGAACCCAAGACCAUCACCGAUGAGUUUGAGCAGGGAACGUACAUUUACUUUGACUAUGAGAAAUGGGGCCAGAGGAAGAAGGAAGGUUUCACGUUCGAGUACCGGUACCUAGAGGACCGAGACCUCCAGUGACUGCAGCGAGAAAAAAAACACAGACCCGACAGACAAACGGACGGCUGAGGAAGUGAGAGAGGGACGGACGGACGGAGAACAAGCGAACCAAGAAGGGUGGUCCACCUGUUGACAUUCCUGGAUUUGACCUCAGCACGUUUUGGGGGGGGAAAAGGAGACGUUCGGAGCCGGAAGUGGGGGGUGGGGGUGAUGGGGGGGGUGAACCAUGCCUCAUCAUCCUCACCCCCCCCCCGGCAGUAAUAACUCCUCCCACCCUUUCCUCCCCUCCUCCUUCCUCCUCCUCCAUCAUCAGGCCUUUUUUUUUCCCAUCUGCAUCAAAGCUAUUCUCUUUUUCCUGAACUGGAACUCCCUUUAAAUCAGAAAGACUUUGUUUGUUUGUUUGUUUUUUUGGCAAAAAGAUUACACAUAAUAUCCAGACUAUCAUGUACUUUUUUUUCCCCCAUUGUGUUAUUAUGUUAUGUUGGCUUUAAAAACAUUUUUUCUUAUACUAGCCCCUUUAAAAAACCAAAGAUAAUUGGUUAUCAAACAGUACAGGCUUUGCCCCCCUUCCCCACCCCCCCACCCCCCUUCUAAACUAACCGCGUGGAAGUGUAUUUAAAACCUAACGAGUGCAGAAGCUACAACCUUAAAUCUGGUCGGCAUCAGUGCUACAGCAUCUCCUAAAACAGCUUGUGCGUGUGGAGCAGCAGGGCAGGAAGCAGGUUGAAAAUGUGAACUUUUGUUAAGCAAAUCUAGCGAGAAGCAACGAUAAAGAAGAUCUGGUCAGAGGAGAUGUGAACUGAUUUGUUUUUUUUUUUAUACUCAGCCGGUUAAUGUGAACCCGAAGUAGCUAAACGACAUUGUUCUCCUGCCCUGACGCCGCUACAACAAAAGCUUCAGCGCCUCCACACUGGACGAGCCUUAGACACCGACCCUUCAUCCAGUCAAAAAAAAACUGCCUCCUGUAAAUGCAAGUAGCUCUGCCUUGAUCUAACAUGACUGCCAUAGACUGCUGUGCAGCUCCAAAAAAAAAAAAAAACCCAUCCGUCUGUCCACCAGGGUGGAAAACAAACACACACCAGCCAAAAAUGUGGGUAAAUGUUGGUUGUGGGUGGCAGCGUCGCCUCCGCCACAGGCCUCUUUUGCACUUAACUAUCUUUUAGAGGUCCUGUUGUAUUCUUGUGAAGUGGUAAAAGUGGCUGGUUCAUAUUUUUUUUUUUUUUUAAGAAUCUACCAGCCAGUUGAGGUCUAAAAAUAUCUUGUUUCCUGCCUUGCCUACUUCCAUCCAGCCAAGGUGGAGGAGUGUGACAACACAAGCGAGUGAGGUGUUUGUAGUAACCGUCUUUUACCUUGUGGGCAGUGUUAUGUCACAGCUUGGAUAUAAAAAACAAAAAAAAACAGGAGUGGGAUUAGGGUUCUUUAAAAAAAAAAAAGAUAAAAUAUUUCAGAAUUUAAUCUAAAAUUCUGGGGUUCAGUUCACCCAAAUGACAAAAAACCCACCGUUUCUCACUUACUUCUAGUCGUAUCCAGUCAUAUAUAUAUAUAGUUUUUAUUUGCUUGUGUUUUGAGAUAUUUCUAAGAUUUCCAUUGAAAUACAUCAGAGUGAGUGGAAUUUCUUUCACGGUGCUCAUAGUGUUGAAAAGCGACGUCUCUUAACACAAACGGUGUCCUCGUUACCCUGGAAACGCCACAGACCUCACUAUUUAACGCUUUCAUCUGGACUGUUCUCUACAACAGGAAGUAGUCCUCAUGAAAACUACUGACAGAAACGUCUGUUGAUCAUCCAGGAAAAAAAAAAAAAGUAAUUUUUCAAAACUUGAGCACAAACUGAAAACAGAAAUUUCAGACGUCCGGCGAAGCUUCUAACGCACCGACUGCCAGCAAACUACUAACAUAACGUGCGUGGACAGAUUUUCUAUCCAACUGUCCGUAAAUGUUUGAAGUUUAGGGUGAAACAGUCUGAAUAAGCUGCUGACUCAACAACAUGCUGAUGGUGAUAUUUACCGCUACACUAAUUUACUCUGCUUCAGUGUUGAGGAGGAGGAUUAUUCUUCUGCGUAGUGUUAGAUCUUUUUUUUAAGUUGCUUCACUUCCAUUAACACAUCUUUUUAAAGGAUAAGUUCACAUUUUUUUUAAAGUUUAUCUCAAUACUCACAUGCCUUUGUGUGUGUGUGUGUGUUGCUGUAAUCAGAGGUGAUAUUAAAGUGAUUCAAAUAUAAAAGAUGGGGAACAAAAUCCACAUUUUACCUACAAAUCAAGAAGCUUCCAAAGAUACAGUGUUUUAUUUUGAAAUUCACUCUUUUUAAAUUGAAUUUGAUUCUAUAAUGACUGUAACUUUGGAAGAUAUACACCUGAUUUGACAAAUCAAGACUGUUGAAGCCGCAAUUUAGGUUGAACAAAUGAUUGUAGACGUCGCCCCUCCCCCAUGACUUAGAAACUUAGAUUUCUUCAGAGCCAGUAUAAACAGGAGGAACCGUUUCAGUUGUACAUUAUGUGCAGGUGAGCUGAACUUAUCAUGAUGGUUAUUUAUCUCAAAACCUGCACAAAUAAACCAAAACUUGCAGCAUAAUUAGACACAACCAGGAGUAAAUGUGUUUCUGUAAUUUGGGUGAACUGCUCCUUUAACAGCUCCAGCAGUGAUCAGUGUGAGCGUUGUGGAUGUUGGAUCCUACCAGCAGCUGGAUGGACUGUUGGUUAGUCUCCCACCAGCCUUCCUCUCUCUCUCCCUCCCUCCCUCCCUCCCCCUCUCCCUCUUCCUCCUCCUCCUCCUCCUCCUCCUCCUCCUCCUCCUCCUCUCUGUGCCGAACAGCACAAACACCAGCACUGCUGCCCACAUCUCCUCUGUCCUCCAGCUCUCUGCUCCAUGUUUACACGCCGAAGGGUUCGACCGAGCCGACUGGACCCACAAUAAACACACACAUGUUGUCCAGUUCUCACCUUCAACAAGUCGUGGUUUUAGCUUCUUUUUGUUUUCUCUUCUCUACACCCUGAAGUCAGCUGCCGACACACAGCAGCUCCGUUUGUCUUCUUCUGUUAUUUUUUUUUUAUAACCCAAAUAUCUUUCUCUCUCUCGCUGACUCUCUUCCUCUCUCAGCCGGCCAGCUCUCCUCCUCUCCCUCCCUCCCUCCCUCCCUCUCCUCCUCUCUUCAUGCCAGGUAGAUAUUUCCUUUAUUUCUCAGGAAGUAUUUGAUAGAUCAUUUUAUGAGGAAAUGUAUCCGCCAGCAGCUCCCGUCUCCACAGCACAACAACAACAACCUAAAUAAUCCUUUUCCUGACAGAUUUGCACCAAAAUUUUAAUUUUUAAACUUCAUUUGGGAACGAUCUCAACUAGCGUCCCCCCCCCUCCCCGCCCCCCUCCCCCUCCCCCUCUCCCGCCGCUCCUCUUUAUUCCACAGUGGCCCUUUUCAUUUCACGAAAGGCUUUUUUUAAAAAACAAAUAUUAUCCUCCAAUGUUUGGAGCAGCACCUGGAAGAGAGACCAUCUUUAUAUUUUGUAUUUGUUGAAUUAAUUUUGGUAGAUUGUUUUUUUUUUCUUUUUCAGAUAUGGGGAAAGCAUUUUAAACUCAGAGGAGAAUGAGGACCCCUGUGCUUUUUAAAGAUCAGUCAACAGGAGUGUGGGGUGUUUUUAUAGCCAAACAGACAGACAGACAACUCUACACCUAUUCACUUGACUGACAGUCCUGCUUUUAACCUUUUUUGUUUACUUCUUCUUUUUUUUUUUUUUUUUGUUUUGACAAGCAGAAGGGGUGAGAGGUCAAUCCGAGAGCCGAAAUGUGAAACUCUCUCUGCCCCUUGACAAAAAGUGUUGUAUAGACUCUCAUUCUUCACACCUCUACUUUGUUUGUUUUUUUUUUUGUUUGUUGUUGUUGUCGUCAGGACAGCGUGGAAUAAUGACACUUGCAAAGUGGCGCUGAAAAAGUAAAUAAUGACAUAACCAUGAAUAAAGGAUUGUAAAAUAUUAAUAAAAGAAUUACUUUUCAGAAAACUGUA